UAUUUAAUAUUAUUUAAUAAAUUUAAUUAUUUAAUAUUAAUAAAUUAUUUACAUUAGUUAUAAUAUAAUAUUUAAAAUUAUAAUCGUGUACUUUUAGUUUAUAUUUCGUAGGACAUAUGAUUAAAUUAUAUUAUAUAAGAAUGAGAUCUCGCUAUAUGUUAUUUUGCUUUUUAGCGAUAUUUUCACUUAGCAUUUUAUUUAUAAUAUUUCAAGAUAGCCUUAGUAGGCCAGCUAUUGAAACUCUAGUCACUGAGACUCAUAAACAAAUAAAAAAUUUAAAAACAUUCAAAGAAAAUAUAAAGAUAGCUGAACAAAAAGAAUUAGUUGUUAACAAUGAAUAUUUGUAUUCACUUGGGUUUGUGUCAAAUGCACCUCUGUAUCAGAUUAAGCCAAUGAAUAAUUCUACUUUGCCUUUCAUUGUUACUUAUGUGAUGGAUAAUGAACAUGGUCAAGUUGUUGGACUAGCACGUUGUGUUAACAAGUACUUGCCUAACCAUUUAAUAUUUAUCUACAAUUUAGGAGUACCAGAAUAUCAGCUUGGACUUAUGAAACAGUUUUGUAACAAUAGUACUAAAUGUGUAAUUGUUGAGUUUAGCUUAUCAAAAUUUCCAUCUCAUGUCAGAAGUUCACAUAUUAAAGCUUAUAGGCCUCUUGUCUUGCAAGAUGCAUUAAAUCGAGUUGGGGCAGUAUUAUUUCUAGAUCCAGAUGUCCGAAUAAUAUCGUCAGAUAUUGAAAAACUUUUUACUAAAUAUCAAAAUAAAUCUGUAAUUGGGUGGGAGACAAGAAUUGCAACUACAACCAUAACUCAUCCUAAAAUGUUUGAUUACUUUCAUACUCCUGCUGAAAAUUUUUUCUUUUUGCCUAUUAUUCAAGUAGAUAAAUUAAUUGUCUAUAAUACCGAAGAUACACACCAAGCUGUAAUGUUACCCUGGAUUCAAUGUGCUCUUAUUAGCGAAUGUAUUUCACCAAUUGGAGUACAAACUAAAGGCUGUAGAUAUGAUAAAAAACCACAGUACAGAUAUUCAGGUUGUCAUGGAUUUGAUGUGUCAGCAUUUAAUAUUGUGCUGGGUAUACAUUAUCAAUUUGACAGCACAUCAUAUGUUAUCCAUGAAAAGCCUGAACUGUUUUUUACAAAAGUUACAGCUAGAGAUGCUCAACAAAAUCUUCAAAGUUUAAUAUUAAAUAUUACUGAUUCACCUGCAGUCACAUGAUUCAAAAAAUUGUAUUGUCGUCAUGUUAUACAUUAUUAUUUGCAAAAGAUAAAUAUGUCAAUUUUUGUUUUAUGUUGAGAGAAAAUGUUAUUUUAUCUAAUAACAUGUAUUAGGAAGUAUUUCAAUUUACAGAAUAUUUUCUAGAUUUAUUCAUUUUAAAUGUAGUAGUUAUGUUUUAUGUAUUUUUUAAGUAAUAUUAAAAAAAAAAAAGUUACUAAAACUAGAUAUAUGUAACUUUUAAGGCUGUGAUACAAAUAUUUAAGUUAUUCAAUUUAAUGUUAUAUAAAUGUAACAAUUCUGGUUAUUUAUUGAACAUAAUUUAUUAACAGUUACCACUUCAGAUUAAUGAGCAUAGUAUAAAUCUCUCUUAUGGCACCUCAGAAAUGGAAGUUGUGUCAUAGAAGGAUAAAAAUAUGUUAUCCCUAGUUGAAAGUGUGUGAAACAAAAUAUUUUUCAUAAAAUGACAAUGUGAUAAUCAAAUAAUUUUUUUGUAAACAUGUUAGAUUUAUUUAGGUUCCUUAAUUUACUAGUUUUUGAGCAACUAUUUUAAAAAUCUUUUUGGUGUUUUUAGUUGUCAACACAAGUGUUUAAUUAUAUAACAACUAUUGUCAAAUAAAAUUAUAUAUUGAUUCUAUAUUUAUUUAAACCUUUUACUGUCUUCUUUAAUAUAACAAAAAUUAAUUUAAAAAAAAGAAAUUAGUUAAAUUUACUGAUUUUAAAUUGAGCUAUACGAAGUGAUUUAUUUAUUAAUGACUAUUUAAUUUCUCCUAAAAUAAUAAUUUUGAAAAAAGAAAAACCCAGCACAGGGGGGUCGCGGCACAGUGGUGACGUGGCAUAGUUGGAUCAAGUAUAAUGAUAUCUGACAGUGAUUAAAAUCACUAUAAAAAAAAAA
This is a messenger RNA of Daktulosphaira vitifoliae (grape phylloxera), 2103 nucleotides long. RefSeq lists its product as uncharacterized. Bases 117 to 1211 code for a protein of 364 amino acids. Lineage: Eukaryota; Metazoa; Arthropoda; Insecta; Hemiptera; Phylloxeridae. The transcript is spliced from 5 exons. The record is from RefSeq and is a predicted model, not a curated record.